GCCGUUGUCAACAAUAGGAAGACGUAAGUUACAACCAUUGACGCAUUCAUUCCUUUACUGACAUCAGGGCACUUAAUAGGUAUAUUUUGAUUCUAUAUAGGUGAAAAGAGAUUAAUGUACGUUAUGUAUAUCUGCCUAAACUGCUACAUACAUGUACUCUGAGUUUGAACCUUCAUGAGAACUGUAUACCGUACAUAUAGAUGGUGAAAAUUUCAUUGUUGAGGAAGAUAUCUAUGUGAGUGGAUUGUUUUGGAUAUACAGUAACAAUUUCCUGUUAUGAAGUGGUUAUGUACUUGAACUCUGUACCAUGAUUCAUUCUCAUGCACCAUCACCUAUGUGUAAUUUGCAUCAUAUGUGGAAAUUUUAGUGUCAGACACUAAAAUUACCAGUGGCAUUUUAUCAUGUCACAUAGAUUUCACAAGUGUGUGUAAAUAUAUGCUGAACCUUACUGAGUAUCUAUAUAUAUAUACCCGUAUAUAUACGUACAAAAGUCUGUAGCUAUAGGUUAUAAAUGUACAUGGGCCUAUAUGUACAUGUUUUUCUUCUUUACAUAUCAUACUGUACAGUACAUAAAGGAAAUCAUAUUCCUUUGCGGAGUAAAAGAUAUUGAAAGCAGGUGGUUCGUCUAGCCAUCAGUCUAGUGAUGUUUAAGAUAACAGCUAAGUUUGUGGAUGCUACCAAUGGUGGUAUGCGGAUGGCUCACCGUGCUCUGACCACCUAUACUCGCUAUGCCUACUACUCUCUCACGGACAAGAAAGGCAGGCCAUCUGGAAAGAGUGGCAUCCGCUCCUCAGAACUGUAUGAACCUCGCUAUGGUUUGGAUCAUGAUCGUCCAGAAGAUUUUGUUCUAUCACAGUGGAGUGACAACCCGGUGCCUUAUGCCAUAUACAGGACUGCUGUUGCCUUAUACUUCUCCAUCAUGGUGUUUUACACAGCCUUUGGGGGUAACCUUGGCUGGAAGAUCUUCAUUAUGCUGACUUACUGGUCCUUCUAUAUCCUCACCUUCUGUCAGAUUCUCCGUGCUGUCAAUGUCUGGCACUACAUCGCACUAAAGAAGGAAAAGAAAGAUAUAAAUGCAGAACUGCGGAAUGCACCACGGAUCAAGCUUCAGUGGCUACUACACAUUUUAACUGCUGGCUCUUCUCAAAUAGUUACCAUUUUAUUUUGGACCAUUGCCUAUGAUGGUUCUGGAUAUACAUUGAUAAAUCUAAACAGCCAUGGUGUUAACGCUGUUUUUGUGUUAGUGGAUAUGCUUGUGACAAGGACACCUAUACGACUUCUACAAUGUAUUUACAAUAGUGUAUUUGGCUGCAUUUACAGCCUAUUCACCGUCUUGUACUUUCUAGCAGGCGGCACAAGUCAUCUAGGAAAUUCAUACAUUUACAAGCCACUGAACUACGGAGAAAAACCUGGCGUUGCUUUGGCCUACAUCAUAGUAAUAGCAUUACUAGUCGGUCCUCUCAUACACAGCAUGGUGUUUUUCCUGUAUAGGUUUCGAGUCUUCAUUCAUAGAUUUUUGCGGACCAUGGACAAGCGUCAUUCAAUGACAAAGUGAAGAUUAAUUGUUUGUAAAUAUGUUAUUUAUUUUGACUCCGGUUUUUGUUUUUUUCUUGCCAUAUGGGCUUAAUACAAAAUGCAAAAGUGAAACCCUAUUUUGAUUUUGCUUUUGCAAAAUAUUUUUGUACAUGUAUAUAUAUUCCAUGUAUCUGGGUAAUAUAUUUUGUGCUCAUUUCCGCAAAUCUUGAAACUUAUCAAGAUUUUGAUAUCUGUGCUUUUUGUGAAUCUUUAUCAAUUGCUGCUGUAAAUAACUGGGUAUAAUGGAGUACUCCUGAGAUUACAAUGUGGACCGAUGUUGCAUGGUUACUCAAGACUGCUGUUAAUGGGCAGAUUCAUCACAGUUAAAUGAGGUGUAUUAAAUAUACUUGACAACAUUACCAAUUUUAAAAGCUUCAUGUGCAUUGAUUUGACAUUUGUCUUUCAUGUUGUCUUAUUUGUUCAAAUAUAAGGGAACAAUAAUUCAUUUUGUUGAUAAUAACUUCCAAAAUAUUUCAUGUUUAUAAAAAAGUGCUUAUAAAACCAGAAUACAUGUAUUUUUUAUGCUCUGGUAUCGCAAGCCUCACCUGUCAAUUCACCCAUCAUAAUCAAUUACCGGUAUAUAAUGGGUGUAUUGACAGGCGAGGCUAGUACCUGUCCUGGUAUCAGGUAGAUCUAUAGCAGACAGUCAGAUACUUCAUUGUGCUAUGCUGUAUUCUUUAACAUAAUAACAUAUGAAAGAUAAUAUAUAGAAAUAUAGAUUGGAAAAAUUGAAGAGAGAAAAAAGAAAGAAAAAUUACUUGUACUCUAUGGUGUAAAAGUCUAUACAGGAAUUCUUAUAAAUUCAAUUAAUUGUAUAUGUGCUAUGUUUUUGCGAUUCCUUCAAACUGGAGAGAAAUCAUAUUUAUAUUCUUGUUGAUGUUUUUAUAUGUCUGUUUGUCCAGAAAAUUUGACAAAUACUGCCGAAUUCUGUAAUUAUGAAUUGACCUGAUCCAAGUUAGUAUUGAUAAGCUUAAAAAAUCUCUACUUUGUAAUUUUAGAUCUUAAUUCACUUCAAAAUUAUCCAAUAAUAUGCUUUGCCACUUUUGAUUUAUGCACAGAAUUGAGUUUAUAUUCAUUUUGCUAAGGGUUGGACAAAAUUUCAGAUCUGUGAUUAAAAUACCAAUCAAAAAUAAUCUGGUAGGUCAGUUUUUUACUAUAUCUGUUUCCUAAAUGUUUGUGCUUUCUUGAAGUUUUAUACACACCAUAUAUUUUCUGUAGAGUGUACGUAUCAUAUACGCAUGUAUGCCCAUGCCUUAUACUGUAUUUAUACUAUUAGUCAACCUUAUGAGGCAUUUUUUGCCAUAUCAAUGCAAGUGAUUUAGCCAUGUCGGAGAUGUUUAUUAUUUGAGAUUAUUUUGCUGGUGUACUGCUAUUUAUAACAUAAUAUACUUUUACAUAAUGAUUAUGUUUUGACAGUGAAGUGACCUGUUUUUUGCCAUGUUUACAUGCAUGUAUGUGUAAGGAUAUGAUCCAAGAUAGCCAGUAGAUCUAUGUUAUCUAUGCAAUAGAAUUCAAGGUAAAAUGUUAAAUAGGGUUAAGAAGUUAAUUGGCACAGUGGUAGCACACUUGCCUUUCACGUAGGUGGCCAGGGUUUUGAUUCCCCAAUCAAAUGUGAAAAGGUAUGGGGUCACCUGCCCAACCACACAGGUUUUCCCCAGGUACUUUGGUUUCCUCCCACAGUAAGACCCCAUGCGCGCUCCCACCCGGGCCAACAAGCAUUAUUUACAUAAGUUGAUAUAACUUGUUUCGCCAUAUUGUUGUAAAGUAGAUAAAAAAUACAGUUGAUUUCUUUACACAAAUUCAACAGCUUAUACCAUUGUAUAGAAUAAAUUGAUAUUAAAUUUAAAAUUUGAAUCUCAUUAUAAUAGUGCUUUUACGGAUCUUUAGUGGUAUUUCUGUGUCCUAGUACAUAUAAUUACUAGUAAAUUUGAUAUGCUUUAGGCUUUAAUCUAUGCAGGGAGUAAAUUUAAUGUGUUCUAGAGCUACAGCAUUAACUAUGCCUAUCUGCAAAGUCAUUUAACUGUGAAUGGCUCCAUUAAAAUUGUAACUGUGUCUGAAUAAUUGAGUCAGAUGACCCAAAUGUCUUUUAGUUUCCUUACGAUCUGAAGUUGAUAAAGAAUAACAGUGAUACAUGCUGUAUUACAUGUAACAGCUAUUAUAUACCAGGAGUGAAGUUAAGGGUAACGCCCUCUACCACAGGGACUUGGCACGAAUCUCCAUCCUGUUGGUUUUUGUGCCUGGUCCCUGUAUACCAUACAAAGCUCUUGAUAUGGUAGCUACAUUACAACAGUAUUAUAUGUAUGCUAACAUGUACAAUUUUCAGAAGUGUAUAUAUUGGCCAAGUCAGAGUUGCACUGAUUGAUAUGUAUAUUUAGCUGACUCAGGUAACUAGUGCUGAUAUUACUGAUAUAAUAUUAUGUAACACAUACAACAAUAUUAAGACCUUAUUGAAAUGGAAAAAAUAAAAUAAAAUGAUGAAAAUUACA
Molecule: messenger RNA, 4061 nt
Organism: Pecten maximus
Lineage: Eukaryota; Metazoa; Mollusca; Bivalvia; Pectinida; Pectinidae
Product: protein rolling stone-like
Exons: 5
Coding region: 644-1555 (303 amino acids)
Cellular component (GO): membrane
Source: RefSeq, a predicted model, not a curated record